UAAAAGCGUUUAAUUGAUUGCGUUUGGUAGUAGUUGAUAGAGUUUAAGAUUAUCUGGUUGUGAGAAUUAGGUUGUGGUUAGAGUUAAAGUGUGUGAUGAAUGCGUCUGAUUAAUGUUUCAAUAGUGGAUAGAACUGAAUGCUUGUUAGAUAUAUGUCAACUCACCUCAAUGCUUGGUCUCUGUAUAAAGCUGUAUGCUUGGUGAGUUAAAUGCUUGUUUUAGCGUUACUUAAGGUGAUGGUUAAGUAAUAAAUACGUUAGCUAUAUGUCAGUUCAGUAUCAAUCGAGUAUGCUUAGUGAGUUAAAUGUUUGUUUCAGUUCAACUCACCUCAAUGCUUGGUCUCAUCUUCUUCUUUUUUCUUCUUUAAAUUCGAGUAUCAUUCUUGUCUUUCUUUUCAUCUCUCAACUCUGUUUCUUCUCUUUAUCUUCCAACAUCUUCUUCUCUCUUCGUUCUGCAAUUAGAAUAUGGAUUCCUAUAAUCCAUAUAGCCAGGGCCCUAAUUUUGUUGAUCUGCUUAACAGUCAACAAGAUUAUCCCCCUGAUGAAUUCGGUUCUUCGCAGCGCCCUGUCUUUACUUCCCAAGGUGCUGAGACAUCAAGCUUUUGUGAAGACUCACAUACCCAGCGCAAAGAAAGAAAGAAGUGGACUCCCGCUGAUGAUCUUGUACUCAUUAGCGCCUGGUUAAAUACCAGUAAAGAUCCUGUCGUCAGCAAUGAGCAGAAAGCCGGUGCUUUCUGGAGCCGCAUUGCAUCGUACUAUGAAGCUUCACCAAAGGUGGAAAAGGGUGAUAAGCGAGAACCUCUUCAGUGUAAGCAGAGGUGGCAGAAGCUGAACGAUCUUGUGUGCAAGUUCUGUGGAUCCUAUGCGGCUGCAACAAGACAGAAGACAAGUGGGCAGAGUGAGAGUGAUGUUGUGAAACUGGCACACGAGAUCUUUUUCAACGAUCACAAGCUUAAGUUUAACCUUCACCAUGCUUGGGAGGAGCUCCGCUAUGACCAGAAAUGGUGUGAGCAUGCUACUAGUAAGAUUGGUGGAAGCGCUAAGAAGAGAAAGUGUGAGGAAUAAUAAAUUUAUUCGGCAAUGAGUACCUCAGAAGACCAACACCGGCUGAUCUUCAACGUCUACUUGAAGUUGGCGAGUUCCGUGGAUUUCCCGGCAUGAUGGGAAGCAUCGAUUGUAUGCAUUGGGAGUGGAAGAAUUGUCCCACCGCUUGGAAAGGGCAAUAUUCACGUGGUUCGGGAAAACCCACGAUUGUUUUAGAAGCGAGACCGGAAGUUCACAUGUCGAUCUCGAUUAUUCUACGGAUAUGCCUACAAAUAUCGCCAAUAUGAUGGGUGUUCGAACUAGAAUUCGUGAUAGACAAAUGCAUCAACAACUCAAACAUGAUUUGAUUGAACAUUUAUGGAGUAAAUUUGGACGUGGUGAAGACAACAACUGAAUUCGGAAUGUUUCUUUCAAAUUAUUCUCGUUUAUUAUAGUAAUCCUUGUUUUUUUUUAAUUCAAAAUCUACAUUUAAAAUGUCCUCUUUUAUUAUGUUUUAUUUAAUAAAUAAAUUUUAUUUUAAAAAAAAAAUUAAGAACCCCUAAUUAAGAAACUA
Molecule: messenger RNA, 1596 nt
Organism: Brassica rapa (field mustard)
Lineage: Eukaryota; Viridiplantae; Streptophyta; Magnoliopsida; Brassicales; Brassicaceae
Product: glutathione S-transferase T3-like
Source: RefSeq, a predicted model, not a curated record